GAUUAGCCAGCCAGUCAGUUUAGGAAGACGGAGGUUCGGACACUGCAUCCCUGCUUAUAGAGCAACAGUCAGAACUCUGAGAAGAUUCUUCAGGAGGAGGAAAUCGAUCCUCCAGCUGAAAGUGUGACUGUGUUUUGAGCAGAUCCCAGAGUGACUGUGCUCGGUCACCGCGACCUGAUGGUGUCCUGCAGGUCCACUAAAAGUGCGUCCAAAGCUCGACGCGACCACAUUAAUGCAGAGAUCCGGAACAUGCGGGCGCUGCUGCCCAUUUCGGCGGAGGACCAGGAGCGCCUCUCCUACCUCCACACCAUGGCCAUCAUCUGCACCUUCAUCAGGAAGACUGCCCUCCUUACAGCCGAUGGAGAGAAAAGUGAUGAAGGUCUGGUUCCUCCGCAUGAAGAUCUUCUGCAGGCUCUACCAGGUUUCAUUGUCGUGAUGACCAGUCAGGGAAAGCUGGUCUGCGUGUCUGAGAAUGUGUCUCAGUAUCUUGGCUUCUCCAUGGUCGAGAUCCUGCAGAGCGACACGUUCUAUGAUCUGAUUCACGCUGAUGAUGUGGAUUCAGUGAAGCUGACUUUAGAGGGAGAUCUCAGUGCAGCAGGGCGAAGUUUUGUGUGUCAUAUGAAUACCUCUAAGGCAUUCAGGCUGCAGUACGGGAGCUGCUGCCCCCUGCUGGUGAGAGGUCAUUAUCAGGACCCUCAGCAUAGCCUGUUUGUCGCUCUGUGUGCACCAACAAUGGACAGACUGAUGGACACCGAGCGUCUGAGCUUCAGAACUCACUUUCAGAGCGUCCACAGAGCCGACAUGAGCUACACCUACACUGAGCGCAGUGUGGUUCUGUAUUUGGGUUACGAAGCAGAGGAGCUGAUUGGCCGAUCAUGGUACAGCAUGCUCCACCCAGAUGACCUGUCACUGACUGCCAGUGCACACACACAUUUGAUGCGGCAGCGGGGAGCUGGAGAAGGUGAUGAUGAUGGGGAUGAUGAAGGUGAGGAGAUGGUGGAGCUGGUGUUUAGAGUUCAGACUAAAACUUUGCUGUGGAUCUGGAUCUUCAGUCGUGCCUCUAAGUUCACUCACAAACAGGAAAUCACCUGCACUAACUUCCUGAUCAGUGAGGCCGAGGCGUUGUAUCUGAGGCAGAAGCUCUAUAGCGCUGUGUCUGCGCCGCCUCUAACUCCUCCCAUAUCUCAGAUGCCAUGGGGUCCCGGACCCUGCAGGUCUCCGAAGCGGCCAGCAGAGGGCAGCGAUCAGAGCGCCAGACCAAGGAGAAAAGUCAGUCGGCUUUCCGAGCGAGCAGGGAGUACAAGCAGAGACCACCGAGACAGAUCAGCCGACCGAUCAUUGUUCUCCACCCCCCCCUACAGCCCCGCCUCCUCCGUGUCUGAUGAUAGCUUGGACACCCUGCAGGACGUCAUGUCUCCUUCGUUCUCCUCCUCACUGCCCUCCUCUUCCUCCUCACUGUCCUCCUCUUCCUCUUCACUGCCCUUCCAGCACCUCCAGCCACUGCCAGUUCUCCGAAAUUCUUUCAGCGUGGAGCCCUGCCCCCUCCCUCCUCCCACACUCUCCUACCCAGAAGGCCCAGCUGAAGCCAGUCUGGUUCCUGACUAUCAGCCUGAGGGCUGUGAAAGCUCACCUGACUGUGUUCUCCACUACAGGAACUUCAGCCUUCUUCCAGAGCUGAUGGCUGAUGAAGUUGGGACUUUCCAAGCCCCUGAGGAUUCUGGGUCCUCCUCUCUGGUUGAGCUCUUGACCUCUGGCCCCUCGCUGACCGUCCACGAGUCUACGCUGUCCAAUCUGAGCUACACUGAGCGAGAACAGGCUGAGAUCAGUGUGCUGGCCCAUCAGAUCUCCUCCCUGGCCAGCAGCUUCGACUUGUACCGCGCUAAAAGCCACAACUCGAACUUCACUUGUGCUCCCUGCUGGCCAUCCGCCAUCACGCUGCCCACUGAGCUGCUUCUUGAUGAGGAUGUCAUCGACAGCAUCCUGAGGGACUGUGACGGAGCGCCAGUGAAGAGGGAUUCAGGCUCCGGAUGGAGGCAAAUUCCCAGGAUCUCACCGGAUGAAGCACCUGGACUGCAGAACCUCUCUCUGGACAUUGUGGUGAACUCCGUCCCUUUAGAACCGCAACUGGCAGAUGGUUAUCUGUGGCCGUCUGUUUACAGGCAGGACUGUCAUGAAGAGAACAUCGAGUCGCAUCAACUCAGUCUUUACCUACAUGGCAACUUCCAGCAAGACGGGUUUGCUGAUGAAUCCAUGUACUGAACACAGUCCCAGACUGAUGGUACUGACCCAGUAUGGCAUAUUGUCAUGGCAACUACAGGCUCUUCUUCUUCUCUGGGCUCUAAGAAGCUUCUGAAGACCUUCUCUGUUGCUGCUGUGGCAGAUCAGGUUCCUCAGGCUGGAGAGGAGGAAGCAUUUUAAGCAGAAUUUCACAUCUGCUCUGGGAGUGUGAAGCUCUGCUCUGGGAGUGUGAAGAUCUGCUCUGGGAGUGUGAAGCUCUGCUCUGGGAGUGUGAAGAUCUGCUCUGGGAGUGUGAAGAUCUGCUCUGGGAGUGUGAAGAUCUGCUCUGGGAGUGUGAAGCUCUGCUCUGGGAGUGUGAAGAUCUGCUCUGGGAGUGUGAAGCUCCUGCUUCGCCCUGUAGUGGACGCAGCCGUUUAUUACGCCAGUCUGUCUUCAUCACAGCUGAGCACUUAGACUGUUUCACCAGAGUUUCACCUGAAGAUUUAACAUCAAUCUCAGCUGGAAUCACAAAACUGGCCUUUUAAUAUUUUCAAAUUGAAAAAUUCUUAAAUUGUUCGUUAAACUCAAAAUUUUCAGAUCGAUUAUGAGCGUUUAGUGUCCCGGACUGAAGAGGAGGUCUCAGAGGUGGGCGGCGCUCAGACUGACUGUGUGUUUAUUGUUUGUUUAUUGUUUACAGAUACUGUACAUACCUUUGUUUACAUUUUUCCUGUUUAGAAAUGUUGUUUCCUGUUUAGAAAGUCUCUGUGACUUCAAACUCACAAAGC
This is a messenger RNA of Pygocentrus nattereri (red-bellied piranha), 3002 nucleotides long. It is a transcript of the gene npas4l, whose product is annotated as neuronal PAS domain protein 4 like. The transcript has 8 exons. Gene Ontology annotation, biological process: regulation of transcription by RNA polymerase II. Lineage: Eukaryota; Metazoa; Chordata; Actinopteri; Characiformes; Serrasalmidae. The coding region runs from base 178 to 2259 and encodes 693 amino acids. Gene Ontology annotation, molecular function: DNA-binding transcription factor activity, RNA polymerase II-specific; protein binding; RNA polymerase II transcription regulatory region sequence-specific DNA binding. The record is from RefSeq and is a predicted model, not a curated record.